Messenger RNA from Aspergillus glaucus CBS 516.65, 1159 nucleotides. RefSeq lists its product as uncharacterized. The coding region runs from base 152 to 748 and encodes 198 amino acids. The record is from RefSeq and is a predicted model, not a curated record. NCBI's taxonomy places the organism in Eukaryota, Fungi, Ascomycota, Eurotiomycetes, Eurotiales, Aspergillaceae. The transcript has a single exon.
UUCCUAUAGAGUGUAUUCCACUGAAUUUCUUGUGCUGCUUCUUGAAUGGAUGUGGAGGGCCGCCGCAAGACCAGUUCUGGACGAAUUGGGAAUAAUGGGGACCCCCGAAGGAGAUGAUUGACCCCAUAUUUGGUGGAUCCCAACUGGUGGAAUGACACACCUGCCCAUUCAUGCUGCGGGAAUCCAGGGUAGAGGGACCUAUGAAACAGUCGUCGACCGGGUGAUAUCGUCGUACACAACGUCGGUCAAUUCACUUGUUCACAAUCGUCGACAAAUCAUGCAAAAUGCCUCCAGUGUGAAGGAACCACAGCACGCAUUCCUCAUUGCGAUGAUUGAAACGCCUCAUCAAACGUCAUUGCCAUUUGCUACUGAGGAAGUCACCGUUAUCAAGCCCUUUUUGCAGGGAACAGAUCUGGUGGCAGCAGAGGGGAUUGAACAGACAGACGAUGUUUUGAGAGAUCUUUCGAGCUGUCAAAUAAUCCACUUUGCAGGUCAUGGAAUGUCACAUCCUUCAGAUCCUGCCAGCAGCUGUUUGCUGACGAAAGACUGGGAGAAAAACCCGUUGACAGUGGAAAAGCUCCGUAAAGAACGUCUUCAACGGAGUCUCCAUUUCACAAUUAAACCAAUCGUGCCGAGUACAGCAAUCUUUAGAUCUAAGAAACCACGUGUUGGUGACAGUACAUAUGUAUGUACAUACCACUGUAGAUGGUUGCCCACCACAACGCCGCACUGCCUGCGCCACCACUAGCCACGCUUGCGCCUCACAAACACUUGCACCCUCGAUUUUAUCCUCAUCGCACGACGUCGCCUUCUGCAGUGCCCCCCCGCCUCGUGUUCUCCAGUGUUCGUCCGUGUUUACGAAAAGGGAAAGAGGAGGACUUUCGGAACGAAUAAACAAAAAUCCCAGUGUCCGUCUCGAUAUGCGUGCUUGUUUCUGCUAACCGCCUACUUGAGCCUCAAAAGGGCGUGUCUCGUGCUUCCGUCGCCCCAGACGUCAUUCAUCCAAACCGUCAACGACGCGACCUUGGAUUGGAUUCACCCGCGACAUAUUGCUUUUUUGGGUCUGGACCUAAAGGGCUUGAAACAGGAGGAAUACCAUCAGAAACAGAAUUGCGACGUCUUUGUCUUGCGCGCUGGUGUGGUUCCCUUUUCUACGCGG